AUGGCAGGGGUGAACGGAGACCGUAAAGGGAAGAAAGAUGAUAAUGGGAUUGGCACAGCCAUUGACUUCAUGCUUUCCAAUGCUAAGCUUGUGCUGGGGGUGGGAGGAGCAGCCAUGCUUGGUAUUGCAACACUAGCUGUUAAAAGAAUGUAUGACCGUGCCAUAAGUGCUCCCACCAGCCCCACCAAGAUGGAGCAGACAGGAAAGAGAAGCUGGGAGGAGCCCGCCUGGAUGGGUUCGUCGCCGCGGGUACUGAACCAUGACAUGAAGUCCACAGUUAGCAGGUCACUACAGUCUCUGCCCACUUCCUCACAUGCUUUUGAACCAGACUGUCUGCGGAGGGCCAUGGGACGAGCUGCUGUGGGAGGCAGUGGGGCCACUCAGUCCGACCUGCUGCGUGCCCGGAUGCGUUUGUCCCUUCAGGAACAUCUGUGGGAGUUCUACCAGACUAAUGUGAACAUUCCCACUGAGGAGCAGGCUAUGGCAAGGAGGGCAGCGCUGGACAUCUGUGCGGAGCUCAGAGUGUUUCUUCAUGCCAAACUGCCGGACAUGCCUCUUAGAGAGAUGUACCUGAGUGGCAGUCUGUAUGAUGACCUGCAGGUGGUGACAGCAGACCAUGCCCAGCUUAUGGUGCCUCUUAUCUUGGAGAAGAAUCUGUGGUCGUCCAUCCCUGGGGAGGACACCAUCAUGAAUGUCCCGGGUUUCUGGCUCGUCCGCAGGGAGAACCUGGAAUAUUUCCCAAGGAAUAGCAGCUACUGGGACCGCUGCAUGGUCGGAGGUUACCUCUCCCCCAAAUCAGUCCUCGAGGUCUUUGAAAAGCUUGUGGCUGGCUCCAUCAACUGGCCAGCUAUAGGGAGUGUCCUUGACUACGUCAUCCGUCCUGUGGUUCCCUCAGAAACGUUGACCCUGGAGGUACAGUAUGAGACGGACAGAAAGCUGUAUGUGGACUUCCUACCAUUACUUGUGAUGGAGGAUGGAACCUCACUGAUCGCUAAACCACAUCGGCUCGCUGCAGAGCGCCAUGAAAACCUGUGGCGGCAGAGCUUCCGAGUUGCUGAAACAGCGCGGCUCAGGGCACUGGAUCAGGAGGACGGAGGCUGCAGAUGCACCUGCCUCAAGGUGGCAAAGGCGGUGUGCAAGCUCAACCCUGCCCUUAACCGGCUAAACGCCAGCCAGCUCACCAACGCCAUCUUGUUGCUGAGCGAAAAAGAAGGUGACUGGACCCAGGAAGCACUGGCUGACCGCUUCCUCCAGCUUCUACGAGCACUAGUGGGACACUUAGAGGCCGGGAGGCUGCCGUGUGCCCUCAGCCCUAAAGUUAACUUAUUUUGUGAGCUGACAGAACAGGAAGUGGACGAGCUGGGGUACACUCUCUACUGUGCCCUCUCAGAUCCUGAGGGGCUGCUGAGAACUGCUGUGGCACAGCCCCCCCUUCCCUGACAACUUAGUCACUACGCAGCAACGCAGCACUGAGAUGUCAGCCAGUGUUUCUGUGGGCAAUAGUGACCUCGAGCCAAAAUGAGGUUCCUGGGAAAAAAAAAACAUUGCAUGGAAUCAUCCUCUCUCCUAAAACACAUGGUCUCUUUAUUCCUAAAUGCCUCUUCACAAACAUCUGUGAGAAAAUGUGAUACACACAGUAGCAGUUACUUGGUGUUCAACAGUUUGACAUCAAAACCGUAUGUGGUGUGAUCAUCCAAAUACUUUAAUCUCAGAUGAAAGUGAAGGGUCAUUGGAGUUCAUGGCUCUCACUAAAGCCAUUGUAUUAAUGAAGCUAAGAGUAGGCAUGCUGUUAGGGCCUAAUACACUGGGACGGAGGGAAGGAACUCUGGAUUGAUGGAUCCAAUUGAUGGGAUAAUGGAAAAUGAAAUGGAUAAUGCCAUAUUUGAGCUCUUUUUAACUGGGCUGGGUUUUAUGAAUGCACGACACGUCUGAUACAGUUAAGGUUACCGUGGUGACGGUGCUGACUGCGAUGGGUCCGUGGGUCGCGGGAUAGGCUGUGAUGUUGACUGUCUGUAUGCCAACCCAAAAGCUAAUAAAUUGUUGGAUCUGCC
This is a messenger RNA of Toxotes jaculatrix (banded archerfish), 2051 nucleotides long. It is a transcript of the gene mief1, whose product is annotated as mitochondrial elongation factor 1. The record is from RefSeq and is a predicted model, not a curated record. The transcript has 4 exons. Gene Ontology annotation, biological process: mitochondrion organization; positive regulation of mitochondrial fission. The coding region runs from base 1 to 1440 and encodes 479 amino acids. Gene Ontology annotation, cellular component: mitochondrial outer membrane. Lineage: Eukaryota; Metazoa; Chordata; Actinopteri; Toxotidae.